CAGAGUAGCAGACAUCAGUCAAACGUUUCAUUCAAAUCGAAUAACAAUGACGAAGAUUUCACUAACAGUGUGCCUCAUCGGGCUGUGCUGCACUACUUUUGCAUUAGGCGUAAAAAUACUAGAAGAGAAGAAAACAACGUCUGACAAUGUGAAAAACUACGACAAGAGAGGCAUUUUCGACACCGGCUAUGGAUACGGAUCCGGCGGUUUCGGUCAUCAGCUCGCCGGCCAAGACUAUCACCACGAACCACAAGUGCUGUCCAAGACUAUCAUCAAGGAAGUCGCCCAACCGUACCCAGUCGAAGUCGAGAAACACGUACCGUAUCCGGUAAAGGUCGAAGUACCCGUCGACCGCCCAUAUCCCGUACAUGUGCCCAAACCGUAUCCAGUGCACGUCGACAAGCCCGUCCCGUACGAGGUCAAAGUCAAGGUUCCACAACCGUACACCGUCUACAAACACGUCCCUUAUGAAGUCAAGGUACCCGUCGACAAACCGUACACCGUCCACGUGCCCAAGCCCUACACCGUUUACGUCGAGAAGCGCGUUCCUUAUGAAGUAACCAAGCACGUACCUUACACAGUCAAAGUGCCCGUCGACAAGCCGUACACCGUGCACGUGCCCGUCGAAAAGCACGUCCCUUACACCGUCGAAAAGCUAGUACCCUACCCGGUCAAAGUUCCGGUCGAUCGCCCGUAUCCAGUGACCGUCGAGAAGCACGUGCCUUAUCCCGUCGACAAACCGGUGCCGUACACGGUCGAGAAACCAGUGCCGUACCACGUCAAAGUUCCUGUCAAAGUCGAAGUGCCAGUGCCGUAUAAAGAAAACGAACACGAAGAAAAAUACUAUCCAGAAAUAAAGUACGAGGAAGGACAAUCACAUUACGAUCAACACGAGCAUAACAAUUGCACUGGACUUCAUCGGUGCAAGACACAGCUGCCACUACAAAAGCCAAGCGCGCAGACGAACAGACAUCAGUUGAUUAUUCCGUUCAAAACAAAAAACAAUAUGAAUAGAGUAUUGCUCGUGACGUUCGUGGUCGGGUGGUGCGCAUUCGCGUUAGCAACGACAACGCAGGACGAAAAAAAACCUGCGUCCGAUGACAGCAAAAACCAAGGCAAGAGAGGCAUUUUCGACACCGGCUAUGGGUACGGAUCCAGCGGUUUCGGUCAUCAGCUCGCCGGCCAUGACUACCACCACGAACCACAAGUGCUGUCCAAGACUAUCAUCAAGGAAGUCGCCCAACCGUACCCAGUCGAAGUCGAGAAACACGUACCGUACCCGGUAAAGGUCGAAGUACCCGUCGACCGCCCAUAUCCCGUACAUGUGCCCAAACCGUAUCCAGUGCACGUCGACAAGCCCGUCCCGUACGAGGUCAAAGUCAAGGUUCCACAACCGUACACCGUCUACAAACACGUCCCUUAUGAAGUCAAGGUACCCGUCGACAAACCGUACACCGUCCACGUGCCCAAGCCCUACACCGUUUACGUCGAGAAGCGCGUUCCUUAUGAAGUAACCAAGCACGUACCUUACACAGUCAAAGUGCCCGUCGACAAGCCGUACACCGUGCACGUGCCCGUCGAAAAGCACGUCCCUUACACCGUCGAAAAGCCAGUACCCUACCCGGUCAAAGUUCCGGUCGAUCGCCCGUACCCAGUGACCGUCGAGAAGCACGUGCCUUAUCCCGUCGACAAACCGGUGCCGUACACGGUCGAGAAACCAGUGCCGUACCACGUCAAAGUUCCUGUCAAGGUCGAAGUCCCUGUACCAUACGAAGUGCCACAUCAACAUCACCAUCACGAAGAACACUCAUACGGUGAAAACUCGUACGGCGAACACGGAAGCCACAGUUAUUAACAUGGUUCCGAGUUAAUUUGUUUGUAAAAAAUAUAUAUAAAUUUACCGUGAUUUUAUUGUAUGAUUGUAUUAUACCUUGUAUAUGAAACUUAUAUUUUUUGGAUAUAAAAUAAAUACUGUUUUGUAAAAACCCUUA
This is a messenger RNA of Rhopalosiphum maidis (corn leaf aphid), 1991 nucleotides long. Its product is annotated as repetitive proline-rich cell wall protein 2-like. The record is from RefSeq and is a predicted model, not a curated record. NCBI's taxonomy places the organism in Eukaryota, Metazoa, Arthropoda, Insecta, Hemiptera, Aphididae. Bases 47 to 1855 code for a protein of 602 amino acids. The transcript is spliced from 2 exons.